This is a messenger RNA of Uncinocarpus reesii 1704, 1449 nucleotides long. RefSeq lists its product as uncharacterized. NCBI's taxonomy places the organism in Eukaryota, Fungi, Ascomycota, Eurotiomycetes, Onygenales, Onygenaceae. The transcript is spliced from 7 exons. Gene Ontology annotation, molecular function: chloride channel activity. The coding region runs from base 1 to 1449 and encodes 482 amino acids. The record is from RefSeq and is a predicted model, not a curated record.
AUGUCCGAUAUGGCUAUCCAACACCCUGCGGAGCCCGUUCCAAUCCAGAAUGGUGCUCCGCGAAACCCUGAUUAUGCUUCCUCGACCACGACAUUCAGUACCAAGGGACCGUCACGUAUGCCAACAUAUAUAAGUAGUGUUGGCGAAGAGCGCGAAAGCAAGGUUCCUCAGAAUCUGCUUUCCAGGAGGCCAAGCAUUGAUCUUGACGAUUACUUUGUUGGACCGCGAAACCUCGAUCGACACUCGAAAUGGCCGACUUUCCUUCGGCUGCACGGCAGCGUGAUGCCACGGAUGUUAAUUCCUCUGCUCUUCAUGUCAGGAUGGUCAACCCUCAUUACAGUCAUUACCAAAAAGGUUCAUCCCUUGGGCGUAUCCUCGAUCCUACUUACGGUUCUCGGUUUCGUUGUUGGUCUUUCUCUUUCUCUACGCAGUUCUACCGCAUACGAAAGAUAUGCAGAAGGACGAAAAUAUUGGGCUCUCUUGAUGCAAUCAUCCCGAACAUUGGCUCGCAUUAUUUGGAUCCAUACCGAUGAACGCGAAGGUGAAGAAGGAAAAGAGGAUGUGCUUAGCAAACUAACCGGGAUUAACAUGAUCGUUGCAUUUGCUGUUGCCUUGAAACAUAAACUACGAUUCGAGCCGGAUAUUGCAUACGAUGAUUUAGCUGAUCUCAUUGGACAUCUGGAUACGUUCGCAAAGGAUGCCUACGACCCUAGUGCCGCCGACACUCGAAAGGCCGGUCGCCUAAAGGCCAUUGGACAAUACCUCAGUGUUCCGAUGGCAAUCUCCAAUCCCCGAAAGGCAAUCAAACAGUCGAAGAAGCCGCUGGGAAACUUGCCAGUGGAGAUUCUAUCGUAUUUAUCCUCAUAUGUCGACGAUAUCAUGAAUACUAAAAUCAAGCUUCCCGUCUAUCAAUCACAGGCCGGUACUGCUCUCUAUGCUAUGGAAGAGGUUAUGACAGGCACUGAACGCGUUCUCAACACACCCCUUCCCCUUGCAUAUACUAUUCUCAUCUCCCAAAUCACAUGGAUCUACGUUCUUAUCCUCCCGUUCCAACUUGUCGAGAACUUAGGAUGGAUCACUAUCCCAGGGUGCAUUGUUUCUACGUACAUUAUCCAGGGUCUUGCCGCAAUUUGCGCUGAGAUUGAGAAUCCAUUCGGCAAUGAUGUUAAUGAUCUUCCGCUCGAUAUCUUCUGCGAGCAGCUCGCCGCUGACCUAGAUAUUAUUACCUCCUCCCCGCCGCCGAAACCGAAAGAUUUCAUCCCCCGCUGUGACAAUCUCGUUCUCCACCCGCUCAGCAAAAGCGGUGCGGAUGCCUGGAAAGCACGCAGCGUCGAUGAUCUCCGUGCUGCUCUUAGAGCCAAAGCUACAGUUGCACCUGUUGUUGUGCAGGCCUCGGGCUCCAGGGAGAAGGCAUUGGGCGCAAAUCGGAUCAGCACCGAUGUGCCCUAA